UAACAAACAAAUGACCCAGGUAAACAUGUUGUGAUGGUAAGAGAUUAGUCAUGACGCUUAAAGAAGAAAAAUUCUAUAAAUGCAAAACAAUAAAAUUUUUGCAUGACAAUAUUUAGAUAUCAAAAUAAUCGAGUAAAUGAACACUGUAGAGAUUAAACAAUCCCACCAGCGCCGCCCCCCAUAUAGUAAACAAUCAAGAUGGAGGCCUAGGUGAGGGGGCGGCAGGAGGAACAUGUCACACCGCCUCCUCAUUUCUCCAUUUUCCUGCAGCUGACGUCUCAUGAGGGCUCGGAUUCAACCAAAACAAUGGCCACUGCAUCUGACGCGGAGUCGGAGCCCCGCAGGAGCCACCACAGUAAUGACUGGGAGGAGUUUUGUGACAAGCAGGCAAGAAUGGCCGCCGUCAAAUUUGUGAGAUCGUGGAAAGUGUUUAUCGCCUUGCAGUCUCAGUUUAGGGAUAUAGAUCACAAGGACUUGGCGCAAAAAUUCGCCGAGAUUUUUCCUGUCCACUUGGAACAUGCCCUGCGGAAUCCCCCCAACGGCGUCAAGGUGCGGAAUGGAGUGGGAGGGGGCGGCGGGGGCGUGAGCACUAGGUCGGCGUCAGCUGAUGACAUCCUAGAGGCAGCUGAAAGUGAUGAGGGGGGCGAGUCUCCCUCCCCUAAGGUUACUCACAGGCCAUUCUUCCGUCGUCUGUCCUUCAAAGGACUGAAAAAGGGCAAAAUUUUUCACAAGCAGCACUCAGACGAAGUGGAACUCUCGCCUCACCACGAGAAGCAGGCCAAGGGAGAGAGGCCCAAGGCACGUGUGAUGAAGGUGGCAGUGGAGUGCGUGAGGGAGGGCCCGGCACACCUUCUGGCCGGAGACACUCAAGAGGGGCGCCCACACUGGCUCAAGUGUCGCAUGGCCCUCGUCAAAGUGGCUGCUGGGCACAUGCUUGAGUUCUAUGCGCCGCCAAAAAGUAUGAAACCUCGCACAGGGGUGUUUUGCAUAUCAAUAAAUGAAGCUCGUGAAACUACAGAUUUGGAGAUGCCAGACCACAGAAACACAUUUGUUAUCAAGGCAGACAAUGGCAGUGAGUGGGUGGUGGAGGCCCAAGAUCAGGAAGAUAUGAAGACUUGGCUCACCACUAUUGUUGCCCACUGCUGUUCCAAUGACAAAGAACAGUCCAAAAACUAUGAGCUGCGACCACAAAUGUACAGUGUAAAGAAUGAAUCAUCUCAGUCAUUAGCUGGUGGUGGGGAGGUGUCAGAGCGGCAAGAGCAUCCUCCAGACCUUCCUCCCAGAGUCCCUGGUACCACCUCCCCCAGUUCUCAGCAGGCUUCUUCUCUCAUAGUGGCCAGACAGAACAAUUUCUCCCGGUCUCAGAAUGGACUUGGAGACUAUUCCAAUGAAGAUGCAGUCAACCUCCGUGUGCCUCCAGAGGUGGACUUUUAUUCCACCCUUCGGGACUACCCUUGGUUCCAUGGAACACUCUCACGAUGUGAUGCAGCCUCAGCUGUUCUGCAGGAGGCAGUGGCUGGCCAUGGGGUCUUCCUCGUCAGGCAGAGUGAAACAAGGAAGGGGGAAUAUGUACUUACCUUUAAUUAUCAGGGAAGAGCAAAGCAUCUGAGAAUGACUAUCAACCCAGAUGGAGCUUGUAGGGUCCAACACUUAUCGUUUGCUACAAUAUUUGACCUCUUAGAAUACUUCCGUGACAACCACAUCCCACUGGAGUCUGGAGGGACAUCUGAUGUCACUCUAUCUGAAUUUGUUAUAGCUGCUGAUUAUACAGCACAGUCUAGCCAGGGUGGAGCUGAACGCAGACCUCUGAACCUCCCCGACACCCGAGAGGUCACCACUCAUGGGGGAUCAGUGCGCAUGACCACCUCUGCACUAGAGAGACUCCAGUAUGAACAAAGCAACUCAGGUGGGUCUGCUGGGAGGGCUGUGGAGAAUACUUAUACUUUUACCUGAAGACAUCUUAACUGAAGCCUCUUGGGGAUACUACUUAAUACUCAGUAAGUGGCAGGUUUGUGUACUUAUCAGCAAAUUCUGAGUUUCCUCAUAAGAAGGAAUAUUGAAACAUCUGUCUCAGAAAAUAAGGAUGAGGUAUGUCUAAGGGCAGCUUGAAGUGUGCAGUGAAUAGUUAUGAAGGGUGCACACACACCAAGGUUUGUCCUGCAGAAUUCACCUAUCCAAAAACUGAUAUACUCGGAAGACAUUUUCAGGUAAUGUGGUUUUCAGGUUGUGUUUUAUAAGUACUGUCACCCUUUUUACAAUGAGUGUGUUGUGUAAUAAUGCAGACUCUGGCAUAUGGUUGCAUUAAAGAUAAUGCUUGUUAAGUGAAAAUGUAUAAGAACUGCACAGAUAUUAGUCAGUCAUGAAGUGAGUUGUGAUUAGUCAUCUUUAAAGUGGAGUUGUAAUAUAAACUGGAUUAUAAGCAAAUGGCACUGGUGGUAGCUAUCCCUUUGGAAAACAUUCAAAGGCAAUUAUCAUGAAAACAGUUCUUCCACUUUUAUAAUGAGCACAAAAGUCUAAUGAAUGAAUGAAAAUGCUCAAAUGUAGUCAGUCUCUAGUAUUUGACACAAAUUUACUUUGAAUAUCUGCAAAGACUUAAAUUGUCCUCAGAAGAAAGACUUAAGAUAUUUCUUUUGCUCACUCUAGUUCAUGUUGAAACAAGCCGCAGGGAAAUCAAUGCUGCUUUUAGUUUAUUCAGGUCACCUGUUUUCUUUAGAGAUGGCUUAGGGUAGCAACAUAGCACCACAGGAUUUGCUAGUUUCUAAGUUUUAUAUGUGGCAGUGCAUCACAGAAGCAGAUCUGAUUCUCCUUUAGAGUUCCAAUGUCACAUGGAUAUACUGUUGACCUGCAUAUCAUUUAAUUUGAGGAUAGUAGAGUUGAUGUGUAUUUAUUUUUAAGUGACAAUUUUUAUUCAUUAUAGAUUGAUUCCUGUCACAUUACUACAUACAUCAUUAGGAAAUUCUCUCAAACUCUACUCUACUACUUACUUACUUUUAUUUUCAAAUGAGUGUUCAUUGUGUCCUUAUUCACAGUAGCCCAUGAUUUAUGAAUCAUUGUAUACAUGUAUGCUCUGAUGUUUUAUUUGUAGCCCUCUGUUGGUGUAUGCCUAAUUAUAAUCAUAAAAGUUACAGUUGUGGGUAUAAUCAAGUAUAUAUUGAUAUGCAGUUAAAACAUGAUAUGCUGUAGUACUAUCCUUUGUCAUAUUUCAAGAUCUCAAUGUGAAUUUAGUUUAUGCUGUGACCUUCAUGAUCCUCUUAUGAGUAUCCUGUGCUGGUUGGUAGUGGAGGAUGACCAGCAGGACUAAAGCCUGGGGGGAAUUCAGUGACAAGUGCCACAUACUCAGCUUUUCAUUUAUUUAUUUAUUUUUAUUUAUAUAUUUAUCUAUUUAUUUAUUUUUUAUGUCAAAUGAUACCUGUAUAUACAUGUGAUUUUUUUUUUAUUUAUUUAUUUAUUUAUUUAUUUAUUUAUUUAUUUAUUUAUUUGUUUAUUUAUUUAUUUUAUUUUAUUUUUUUUUUACCAUCUUGCUGCCAUCAUAACAUGCCAUCAUAAGUUCUUUACAAGGUGUAUAUGCAGGGCACCCUUGUUAUUCACGAGUUCUUUUUUUUUUUUUUUACAAAUUUUGAUUAAUUACAAAAUUCUUCAAUGCCUUGAAAAUAUUGAAAAGAGAAAUGUAAAGAAAUAUCUUCCAUUGCUUUGAAGCUCAUUGUUAAUGCAAUUUUGAAGAUGUUAGUUAUUCAAUCAUCAAGACUGGAUGAACAUUGAAAGGGGGAAAAAUAAACCACUUCUAUUGCUCUUUUCUAAACUCAAAUGCUCUUGAGCCGGUGGCCUGAUCCCCAUAUCCAAACAGUUCCCUCAUUCAGGUGCAUAUGAAUAUAAAUGGUUGGAGCUGAUCAGCUAAUAUUGUGAGUGGUAGUAGUAAUGAUGUCAUUGCAGAGAGGAGUGCUGCAUUGGAGAUAUGUAAAUAGAGGUGACCAUCAACUCUAGCAUGGGUUGAGAAUUACACAGUAACUCUUCUCUUCUUCAGUGGCACAAUGCCAUUUGCAUUCUCGCAUGAAGAGACUAAUGCAGAUAUGUCAGUAAUUAGCCUGUUCUCACUGAAGUGUAAAUGCUUAACUUGGCCAGUUUUGUACUUUUGCUUGGAAAAUGUACCUCUUUAUAGACCAAUUUUAAAAUGCUUAUAGAAAUGUUAUUGAAAUUUUCAGUUGAUUACUUUCACAAGUACUGAAGGCAUAAGAAGUUAUUUCAAUUACUAUUCAUAAUUUUUAAUUAUUGUUUCAAAACAUGCUUAUAAAAGCUAGGAAUUCUACUGCUUUUUUCUGGUAGAAGAAAAUUUGUCCCAAAAUUUCUACCUGUGGUACAAUAUUUUCUUUAGUAUGAAACCAAAACAACAACAUAACAGUGACCACCACAAGACCUCAGAGCAUGUACUACACUCCACUCACUUAAAUUUUGAAAUGGAAAUGCUAUAACAUUUUGGUUUCAAUAUAGAUAUACAGAUUAUGAAUUACAUUGUUACAGUGGUGCCUUGGUAUGUGUCCUUAACCCAUUCCAGAUCCUUGGACUUAUACCAAACAAAUUUUUCCACAAGAAAUAAAAAAAAUUAUUGAUCUGUUCCCAUGAAAAAAAAAAUAAAAUCCUGUUGUUAUUGGCAUAUACAGUACAUUGAUGGGAUUGUAUAAAAUGAUUUAAACACUGCUUGAUACUAUAAUACAUACUGUAUUUGAUGGCAUAUAAGACACACAGGCAUAUAAGAUGCACCCCCAUUUCAGCAAGGCUUAUUCAGGAAAAGUUUUUGUAUGUAUUUAAGCAUGUAAUAUUUAAAACAAGCUAGCAAUACAGCUGAACAAAAAACAAAUUCACAACAGUAAAAAUAUCCUACAUGAUUACAGUAAUAAAACAGAGGUAGUGGCCUAGUCAUGGAGGCAAGGUGAAGAAAGUAGCUCCGCUGCUGAGGUGUCAACAGCAUACUUGGUGCAUCACUGAACAGGGCUGUGUUUUAUUUUCAAGAUUUCCUUACAUAAUGGUUGAAAAAUAUGAUAUACCAUCCUUGCUUAUAAGAUGGUGGUGUAAAUCUUCAGGUGUACAGGUGAAAGAAAUUUCAAAAUUAAAUCUAGAGGAGGCCUCACAUUUGCAAAUAAGAUGCAGGGUAAUUUUUUGAGCCAUUUUUAUGAAAAAAAAUGUUAUUGGUUGGAAGGAGAGUCAUUAACUUUCUUUGAAUUCAUGGUUAAUGAAUUUACAAAAAAAAAAAAAAAAAAAUCACGAGUUAUAGCACGGGUUGUUUACUGAAUGGUAGCAACAGGCAUAGGCAGUUGUGACUUUGUCUCAAGAGAGAUAAACAAGGGUAGCAUGCGGUGUUGUGACACAUUUUGACCAAUACAAAUUCUAGCACACAAGUCAUAUUCCAAACAAAGGUUGUAUACCAAGCAAAUUUUUUCACUUCCAAACAGGACGUGUACCAAGUUGGACUUAUUCUGAAGCGGAUGUAUACUGAGGUACCACUGUACUGUAUAAAUAUUAGAAAGAACAAUGGGUUCAGAUAAUAUGUUUUCAGUUCAGCCUUAAUGCUUACCUCCCCAACCAAGACCAUGAAUUAAUUUUUUGUACAUCUGACAGAAGAUGACAUAACUUAAUUUUAGUUAAUAUCUUCACAGGUUGAAUAUGGCAGUAAGAUUUUUAGGUGGAAUAAGUUUACUUUAAAAAUGGUAAAAUUGGAGGCCCAUUGUUAUAUCUCACUCAUACUUGUGGAAAAAUUAUUUUUGUGUUGGUUUUAUCUUACACUGCAAUAGAGGCAGUUUCAUUAUGCCCACAUAAAUAUAAAUUUAGUUAUUAAGAACAUGCUUUAAAUUUUUUUACACUUGUUUUUACAUAGUAAUUGUAGGAAUUUGCAACCUCUACAGACCACCUACACUAAAAACAGGCAAAUAAGCAAAAUAUAGUUAUCUUUCUUUUAAAGAAUCCUAAAUUUUAUAGUAUUUUAAAAGAAUCUGAAGUUUUGAUCACUAAUGGUCAUUCAAGGAUAAUGAUGUUCAUGCUCUGUGUCCUUAGAUAUUGUUAUCUUUAUUUGCACAAACUGGCAAACUUAUUAGCUUUAUGCUUUGUUUAGUAAAAGAAAUAGACUUUAUGCAAUGCAUUCUAUCAGUAUAACUGGAAAAAAAAUGUGUUGCUUACAUGACAUGUGUUCAUCUAUUUAAAUAUGUAUCACACACACACACACACACACACACACACACACACACACACACACACACACACACACACACACACACACACACACACACACACACACACACACACACACACACACACACACACACACACACACACACACACACACACACACACACACACACACACAUAUAUAUAUAUAUAUAUAUAUAUAUAUAUAGAGGGUACUCUUGUAUCAGAUACUUUGUUCUUAGAAUGAUGCAUAAACUCCAAAUAUUGAUAGUAUUAUGAUGGUGCUUCUUGUCCUGGUGCUUGUGAUGAAUCUAACCAUUUUUAUUUUUUUCAAUUUUAUUCCCUUAGGAGCUUCAUAAUACCUUGGAAUUAUUUCUUAUGUUACACUAUAUCAGUAGUCUAACAAUGUCAUUCAGAAAGACUACAAAGCGGACAGUGCUUACUAUUUGUUACUUGGUGAACAAAGGCUAUAUCAUUAAAGAAAGUGAGUAUAGUCUUUGUACGUCUUAUCACUCCUGUAUGCACUAAAUGCUACAUGUUGGACCCAAACUGUAGUACUGUAUUGCAUAUUUAUGUUAUUCAUAGUUGUGAAUAUUAAGGGUGCCUCUGUGUGAGUGUGUGCAUGGUAUGUGUCUCCCUGUGCAUGUGUUAAUGUGUCUACACACACACACACACACACACACACACACACACACACACACACACACACACACACACACACACACACACACACACUCAUUGAUUUUGCAUGAUUAUUUACAGUGGUUACACUUUCAUGAGUGGUGGAAUAUUAAGAUACAUUUCAUAUUUUUAUUUGUAUUCUCACUUAUUAUGUUUGCACAUUUCAUAAAAAGUGACACAUAGGUUAAUAGUGAUUCAUAACUUAAAAAAAAAAAACUGGUAAUAGUGUUCAUUAUCUUUUAGAAGUCUUGACAGAGAUCUUGAUGCCAUUAUUUUUUGGUGUUAUUGUAAUAUCUUUUGUUUCCUUUUUUGACAUAUGUAGUCAAGAGUUUAUAAUUAAUUUUGGUUCAAUUAUGGCCAAGCAUAAUGCUCAACAUGAUUAUUUCUCUUGACAACAGUUUUCACUUACAGGUUUAGAUUUUUCUUAGUUCUUUUACACUUAACCCUUAUGUAAACAACAAAAAUGCAAUGUUAAUGGAAAAAGUACCUCUUUGCUGCCAUUUGACAAAAUAAGACACCUAAGGGGGCAAGUUAGGUCAAGCUCUUAUGCUGCAACAUUUUGAUAACUGCUUAAUUUGCUAUGCAUCUUGUGAACAUGGAAAGCUAACCCUGUUUAUGAUUUUGUGAAUAGCCUAUUUUAAGAGUUUUUGCAGCAUUGAUGUGUACACAUUUGGAUUGGUACCAGUUUACAUGUUUAUAAUACCUUGUAGGAUGGAUAGGGUAUGUGUGUGUGUGUGUGUGUGUGUGUGUGUGUGUGUGUGUGUGUGUGUGUGUAUUUACCUAGUUGUGGUUUAUGAGAGGGGAGUAAUCUCAUAGUAUCCCAUCUCUGUAUCUAUCCAGUUUGGUCUUAAAAGCAUGGACAGUUAUGGCAUUGACAACAUCUUCACUGAGUUCAUUCCAUUUGUUCACACUUCUGUGAGGAAAACUAUACUUUUUGAUGUCUCUUCUACAGUUAUCUUUCUUCAGCUUCUUACAGUGUCCCCUUGUACUCUGUGUCUAAAUUUAUAAACAUUCUUUGUCCACAUUUUUCAUACCAUUUAUCAUUCUAUAGAUGUUUAUUAAAUCCCCUCUCUCUCUCCCAUUUUCAAGGGUAGGAAUUUCCAGCAUUCUUAAUCUCUCUUCAUAGGUUGACUUACUCAACUCCAGAACCAUCUUAGUGACUGCUCUUUGUACUCUUUCUAAUUUUAUAAUAUUCCUCUUUAUAUGAGGAGACCAGACAACUGCUGCAUAUUCUAAUCUUGGUCUUAUCAUGGAAAUCAAAAAUUUUUUUUACCAUUCUUUCAUCUAAAUAUGAGAAUGCCAUUCUUAUUCUUUUUAACAAAUUCAUCAUCUCCAGUAAUUUUAUCAAUAUGUCUGUCUGGAGUCAAAUUUUCAGUAACUGUUACUCAUAAAUCCACUUCUUAUGAUUUCUGUUACUUCACAUCAUCCAUCUCAUAAUGAUAUUGUAUUCUUUUCUUACUCUUACCAAACUCCAUUACUUUACACUUACUUAAAUUGAAUUCCAUUUGCCAAGAUUUGCUCCAUCUAUUUAUCUUAUUCAAAUCAUCUUGCAGUACCAUACAGUCAUUUACAUUUUCUACCUUUCUCAUCAGCUUACCAUCAUCCGCAAAUAAGUUUAUAUAACUGUCUAUUUCUUCAUUUAUGUCAUUCACAUAUAUUACAAACAUUAUCAGUCCCAACACUGAUUCCUGUGGGACACCACUAGUUACUUUCAGCCAAGAUGAAUUUUGGUCUUGUAUUACUGUUCUCAUCUUUCUAUCAUCCAGAUAAUCCUCUAUCCACUCCAGCAGUCUUCCUCCUAUUUUUCAAUAAUUUUUUAUCUGCCAUAGCAAUCUUCAGUGUGGUACUUUGUCAAAUGCUUUCUUCAAGUCUAAGUAGACACCAUCCACCCAUCUGUCUCUCUCCUGUACAAUAUCGACUAAAUAAUAAAAGGACAAUAAGUUCAUGGAGCAUGAUCUUCCCCUCCUAAAUCCAAAUUGACAAUUUACCAAAACUUUAUCACUUCCCAAGUGUUCCAUCCAUCUUUCCUUUAUUGUUCUUUCACAUAAUUUUCUUACAACACUACUCAAGGACACUGGUCUAUAAUUUAGUGGGUUUUCCUUAUUUCCUCCUUUUGAAUAUUGGUGCAAUAUUUCCUCUCUUCCAGUCUUUAGGUACUCUUCCCUGUGACAACAAUGUCACCACUAGACUGUGAAUUUUUUUCAGCCAGUUGUUCUCUAUAUUCUUUCAAUAUCCAGUUUGAUACUCCAUCUGGACCAGAUGCUUUAUUUACAUCAAGUUCUUCCAUCAUCUUAAGUAUUUCCCCAUAAAUGACUGGACUGUACUUGGUAUAUUCCUCACUAACUUAUCCUUCCAGCAUCAAACUCCCCUUCCACAGUAAAUACCAAUCUGAAACUAUUGUUCAUAACCAUGUCCUGUGCAUCCUCAUAGAUUUUUCCUUCAACUUUCAGUCUUGAUACUCCUUCCUUCUUCAUCUUCCCAUUAAUAUGUCUAAAGAACAGUUUGGGUUCAUUUAUACACUUAUCUAUUAUAUCUCUUUCAUAGUUUCUUCUCUCCAUUCUUAUUAUCUCAACAUACUUAUUUCUAGCAUCAGUAUAUUCCUCCCAUCUGCUCUCAGUUUUCCUCUUCUUCCAUCUAUUCCAAGCAUUUUGCUUAUAAUUUCUAGCCUCUUUGCAUUUUGUAUUGAACCAUUCUUUACUCUUUCUACAUCUUGCUCCUCCUCUAGGUACAAAUUUCUCCACAGCAGAAUUGUAUAUCCUUAUAAAUUAAUCCCAUUUUUCCUGAACAUCUGCGUCUUCAUAGUUUUUUCAGUCCACAACAGCAAAGAAUUUCCUUAAUUUUUCAAAGUCAGCUUUACUAUAUUAAAAUCUUUUCACCUUAUAAUUUUCAUCAGUGAUUACAUUUUCACUUUUCAAUUUAAAUUCCAUCAACACAUGAUUACUUUUAUCUAGUGUAUAGUUUCAAUAAUUGCCAUGUCCUUGGUAAACACUAAAUCAAGUCUUGAUGGGUUAUCUCCUCCACUAAAUCUGGUAUCACAAUCAACCCAUUGAGUCAUUAAGUCUUCCACAGCCCAGUUUAACAUAAGAACAUAAGAAAUAAGGGAAGCUGCAAGAAAUAACCAGGCUUACACGUGGCAGUCCCUGUAUGAAAUAUACCUACCUAUUUCCAUCUAUCAUCCUCAUCCAUAAACCUGUCUAAUCUUCUCUUAAAGCUCCCUAAUGUCCUAGCACUAACAACAUGAUUACUGAGUCCAUUCCACUCAUCUACCACUCUAUUUGAGAACCAAUUUCUUCUUAUCUCUUUCCUAAACUUAAAUUUUUCAAGCUUGAACAUGUUAUUUCUUGUUCUAUCCUGGUUGCUGAUCAUAAGAAUUUUGCUUAUAUCCCCCUUGUUAUAAAGACUUCUAUCAGGUCCCCUCUUAACUUACAGUCUAUUACUCCAUGAGUUCUCACUUCCAGUAGUUGUCAAUGUCUCCCAAUUUAUCUCCUUACAAUUAAAACCACCAACAAUAACUAUAUCACUAAUUUCCAUCACUCUCUUUUCAAGACCUUUCAACACAUCUACUAACAUCUCUUUAUGCUCUUCUUUUCUCUAAGCAUUGGUCAUAGGUGGCACAUACACUCCUACAUAAUUCAUUAUCCUUCCAUUUCCACUUCUAAUAAUCACUUGUAGAAUUUCAGACUUGUCUUACCUCUUUAUUACCUUCUCCACUUUAACACACUUUUUAGUCAGAAUGAUCACUCCACCUCCUCCCUUGUCACUUCUAUUUUUCAUCCAUAAAUCAUAUCUAUUAUCACUAAUGUCUGGAGUUCCCCAUUCAUUUUUCCAUUUUGUCUCACAUAAUACAGCAACAUCCAAUGCAGUUCUGUUUAAUAACUCAUUUAAUUCCAUCUUUGUUGACAUUAAUCCAUUUACAUUAGUAUAACAUACUUUACUUAGUGCUUGAUGUACCAUUUCUUUAUUCUCAUAUCUCUUACUCUCUAGGAAAACUUCUCCUCUGUUCAUUGUUCGUCUUUUUGUUUGCCUCAUUUACCAGCUCCUUUUGCUUCAACCUUUCAAACUCAUCCAUAUUUCUGUUUAUCCAUACAUUCUUAUAUUAUUCAUCUGCACACAACCUCCAAGACCCAUUAAUUAGCUCUUCUGGUUGUAUGUGUUGCAAACCUUUAUCUUAUGGGUCUCAUUUUUUCUUCUUCAUAUUUCCCAUUUCUAUGGAACUUUCACUUGCUUUACUACCUGACUGUCUUCACCCAUCACUUUUUUCAGUAACUUAUUCAACAAGUUCUUUUCCUUUUCCUCUCUUUGAAUUCUGCUUACUAUUUUCUCCUCUAAACCAAAUACAAUUACUUGUUUAUAUUUUUCUACAGUGCUUUUCACUAAUUUUUCUCUUCUUUUAUAAUAUUUACACGUUCUGUUUCAGGUUUUGUUUCUCAUUUUCUUGUUCUAUUAUUUUCUUUAGUGAUUCUUCUUCAAAUUUAUGUUCAUUUAACCUCUUAUUUUGCAUCAUUUCCACAUCCUUAACACUUGCCUUCAUUUCCUCAUUUCCUUUCUGAACAGUUUCUACUUUUUCCUUUAUUUGUUUCCUUAAACAGUCAUUUUCCACCUUUAACUUCUCAUCUUUAUUUUCCAUCUCAUUCAGCUUUGCUGUAAUAGUCACCAACUCCUUACCUGUCUCCUUCUGGUGUGCCUCCAAUGUCUUUAUUCUCUCCAAUAACUUGUCCAUCAUUUCUUCCCUAUAGAAAAAUUUUUUACACUGCAGUUUAUAAUUUAGUUCUCUUUCUUCAGUAAAACCUUCAAAUGAACUUCUUUCUUUUGGAGUGGUGCCUUCCACCAUGUUUGUCCAAAAUGUGUGUGUGUGUGUGUGUGUGUGUGAGAGAGAGAGAGAGAGAGAGAGAGAGAGAGAGAGAGAGAGAGAGAGAGAGAGAGAGAUGAAUUGGAUAUGUGUAUCUAUAUCCACAUAUAAGGUAAAACUUGUUUAACUUCCAUUUGCAUCUACAUAACAUCCUCACCUACAGAAAAGAGAAAUGUGUACAUCAUAUUCAGUGCUGAUACUGAGCAAUAGGCAGGUGGUGUAAUUGAGACAGGAGGAAAGGAGGCAUGCUUUUGCACCAAGCUCUUAAAUUUGAAUUUUGAAUUGUUUUGAAAAACUAAGUCUCCUAAAUGCAUUUAAUAUUUCAUCCUUAGGACAUAGAUUGUACAUACCAGACAUUUGCUUUGCAAUUUGUCAAUGAAACAGUAUGUACGUAUGUAAACAGAAAGAGAGAACUGUAUAUGGCAAUAUCUUUACAUUGGAACCUUGGUUUUCGAACUUUAUCAAUUCCUGAAUUCUGUUCGAAAUCUGAAAUGUUUGGAAACUGAAAUUAUUUUUCCCGAUAAGGAUCAAUGUAAAAUGGAUUAAUCUGUUGCUGGACACCCAUCCACCCUUAACAGCUUAUGACAGAUGUUCCCACUGUCAAGGUGGCUGCUGCACAAUGUCUCCAGCUUGGAAAUAAUUUAUUCAGAAAGGAUAUAUUGAAUGAACUUAGUGACACGAAACUCAUCAGAAGAUAUUGUCACCGAUCUAGAGAUGAAAGCCUUACAAAGUGACACAGAGAGGAGCAACCCAGUUACUGCCAAAAUAAUGGUUAUCAUAACACUUAUACAUCUUGCUGCAGGGAAAAGCUUCUGGAAAAAUGCAAUUGUGCAAUAAUGAUGGCAUUGUGGGUCAUUGAGAGAACCACAGGUGGCUUAAGAUUACUUCUGGGCCAGCCGAAAACUGUUUGUUUAUGUUGAGGCUCUUCAACAGGAUCACAUUUACCAUAUUUCAAAGAUUGAAUUACUGUCUUACCCACUGUCUCUCCUCCAAAUACAUAAAAACAAAGGAAAUAUAAAUUUUAUAAAAACUAUAAGCAGCAGCUUUUGCUUUGUCACUUAGUAUUUGAAAUCAAGUAACUUUGUUCAAGAACUGGACAAUGGUACAGCAACCAAACCAAUUAUGAGUACAAUAUUUUGUUAGAAAACUGAUUUUUUUUUAAAAAAGAGAGGCAUUCAGUAACCAAGGUUCCACCGUACCUGCAGCUGUAAAGGUACAUUCUUUUGUUUAUUUUUAUUUGCAGCUACAAUUUUUUUUUAAAGUUAAGUGUGAUAAAAUCCAAAUGUAUAACCAUAUAUAUGGAAUUCCAAGCUUAGAUAUCCAGUUCAUCUUCCCUGUGUGUGUGUGUGUGUGUGUGUGUGUGUGUGUGUGUGUGUGUGUGUAUGUGUGUGUGUGUGUGUGUGUGUGUGUGUGUGUGUGUGUGUGUUUUGUUUGUUCAUUUGUUUGUUUUCAUUUGCAUGCAUGAGUUCAUACAACUACACUUUUGGGUGCACUACUGACAGUAUGAUUUAUAUAGAGAAGGGGGGAUAUUGUUACAAUCGAUGUGCAGGUAUCUAUUGUUUUCAGGAAUCUGUUGUACAAUGCAUAUUGAUAUAUUUUGUUGCAGAUUUCAACGUUCUUAUGAGACUGCAUUGUUUCUCAAUUAAAUCUAUUAUAUUAUGGCUUUAGUGCAGUUGCAGUAUAAAUGAUCAGUUUACUCAUUGUUCAUGGUCAUUAUACUAGAACUCUAACUGAUGAAAACUAUUAUAGGAUUGAAUUAUUACUAGGUAUUAUUAUUUUUUAUUGAUAUUUUAUGUAUAAUUGCUAUCAUGAAUUUUAUUAUUAUUAUUAUUAUUAUUAUUAUUAUUAUUAUUAUUAUUAUUAUUAUUAUUAUUAUUGUGGUUAUUAUUAUUAUUAUUAUUAUUAUUAUUAUUAUUAUUAUUAUUAUUAUUAUUGUUGUUGUUGAUAUUGCUGUUGUUGUUGUUGUUAUUCUUCUUCAUCUUAUUAUUAUUUUUUUUUAUUACUACAUAUCAUUAUUAUUUAUUAAUUUAUUUCUUAAUUUUUUUUUAUUACUUAGAUUUUACAGACCCUUUCUGAAAGUUUUUCACAUGACAUUGCUCUCCCAUAGUGCCCAUCUACUUGGAUGGGUAUUGUGUUUAGGAGUCAUCCACCUGUUGUCAUUUUUAGAUUGAUUUAUAGACCUUGAAUCCUCAAGUGAUCUCACAUAGCAUUGCACAUCCUUGCUUGUUAUUUUCUGCACACACCAGUGUUUUUGCAUCAUGUGUAGCUGCUCAAGUUUCAAUAUCAUAUACCAUUUUGUGUCUCACAAAUGAAGUUUAUGUUAGAUAUAGGUUUGAUCCCUUAUAGCUUUAGUAUCAAAUUUGUUAUCUCAUUUAUUCCACAAACUUUUCUAAAAGCUGUCUUGUUCAUUUUUUCACUUGUUUUUAAAAUUUUCAGUUUGAAUUGUUUGGACUUGACAUUCAACCUCAUAAAUAAUCUUCCCUGAAAGUGUGUGUGUGUGUACAUUCUUUCACAUCCUCAGUCCACCCUAUCCUUUCCUAUAAAUACUGUUCUAAUCUUUCUCUCUCAUUUGCAUAUAUUACAUCACUCCAAGCUACCUUUUAAACAAUAAGCCUUUUCUCUCUCUCUCUCUCUCUCUCUCUCUCUCUCUCUCUCUCUCUCUCUCUCUCUCUCUCUCUCUCUCUCUCUCUCUCUCUCUCUCUCUCUCUCUCUCUCUCUCUCUCUCUCUCUCUCUCUCUCUCUCUCUCUCUCUCUCUCUCUCUCUCAGAACAUGUCCACACUAUCUCAGUGUAUUUCAUUUAAUACAUUUAAAUUCCCACAGUUUACUCCUUUUUUCUAUUUUCAAAAUCAUAUACACUUGAUUUUUGCAAAAAGAAUUCCCUCAUCUGAGAAAGUUAAUGUCCUCUAUCUUAAUCUAUCUUAAUCCUGUUACCCACCAUUUAACAUUUGUUAUUUUUCACAUCCAUAAAUAAUGUUAGUACAGAUAAUAAACCACGAUAAGAUUUAACAUGCAGUACAUUCUAAAAGUGCUUGCUUAAAAUAUAUUUUAUUUGCCUAAUAUCAAAAUGUUUAAUGAUCAAAAACUGUCCUAACAUAGUUAAGUAUUUUGAUAAACUGCUGUAUUUUUAGUGCAGUGUUCUAUCUAUUUUGUCUAUUUUUCUCUGACACCUUGCUUCAUUCAGGAAAAUCCUAGCACAGUGGCCUUCUCUCCUUAUCCAAACACUCCCUCCUUGCUUAUUGAAAUCCUGUACUAGCUUCUCAUAAUUUACCACAUCUCUCACACAUAUACUCUUACUUUUAAGUAUGUAUUCUUUUCUUCUUUCAUACAUAUCACAUCAUUGUAGUUAUACAGUUUUGUUUAAUUUCAGUAGUUCAGUACACUGACAGUGUUGUUGCUCUCAUGGAAACCUACAUAUUAUGCAUAAUAUACUACUAAAUAUUCAUGCAAGGCUGUGCACACACACACACACACACACACACACACACACACACACACACACACACACACACACACACACACACACACACACACACACAUUGAUUUCUACCCCAUGCAGUGUUACCCCUGCCUAUCACCUGGCUGGCUCAUGAUACAAAGGAUUUUCUAUUGAUGAGCCAGCAGGUACUGUCCUUCCUUAGCAAGAAGAUUGGGUGAAUGGUGUAUGAAAGGUCUCAGCCUUACCUAUAGAUCAGGCAUUUAUUAGCUCUAAGCUUUGUCUGGGAGGGUUUAAUUGGCAGUCAAGAAUCCAGCACAUGAUCUCCAAGACCAUGAUGGAUUACACACACACACACACACACACACACACACACACACACACACACACACACACACAUACAGGGUUAUGUUUUACAUAUAUGUGUGUAUGUAAUAUCAGUCAUCAGAGAGGGAUCAUAUAUUACUCAUAGACAAGCAUGUUAUAUUUUAUUUCACAUAUUAGAUAUCAAAGGUGUACUCAUUUAGAGUAUAAUAUCAUGUGAAAUAUUUAGCAUUCAACAUGGUCUGCAUAUACUUUUUCUAUAUUAUUGUUGUUGUUAUUUAUUAUUUUUAUUAUUAUUAUUGUUAUCAUUAUUAUUAUUGUUAUUAUUAUUAUUAUUAUUAUUAUUAUUAUUAUUAUUAUUAUUAUUAUUAUUAUUGUUAUUAUUAUUAUUAUUAUUAUUAUUAUUAUUAUUAUUAUUAUUAAUUUUUAUUUAUUAUUAUUUUUUGGUAUGUGAACUGUGUGAUAUCAAAUGUGGAAGUGUUAGUUACCAAACAGCUUUGCCAGUGCUCAAAUAGAAGGCAUUUUUGUGAAUUCUCCUCUUAUCCCCUCAGCCCCUCCCCCCCC
Molecule: messenger RNA, 16026 nt
Organism: Scylla paramamosain (green mud crab)
Lineage: Eukaryota; Metazoa; Arthropoda; Malacostraca; Decapoda; Portunidae
Gene: Lnk
Product: SH2B adapter protein 1-like
Exons: 8
Coding region: 307-1953 (548 amino acids)
Biological process (GO): intracellular signal transduction
Cellular component (GO): plasma membrane
Molecular function (GO): transmembrane receptor protein tyrosine kinase adaptor activity
Source: RefSeq, a predicted model, not a curated record